Lagenorhynchus albirostris (white-beaked dolphin) is the source of this 1305-nucleotide messenger RNA. It is a transcript of the gene MAEL, whose product is annotated as maelstrom spermatogenic transposon silencer. The record is from RefSeq and is a predicted model, not a curated record. NCBI's taxonomy places the organism in Eukaryota, Metazoa, Chordata, Mammalia, Artiodactyla, Delphinidae. The transcript has 12 exons. Bases 1 to 1305 code for a protein of 434 amino acids. Gene Ontology annotation, cellular component: P granule; nucleus. Gene Ontology annotation, molecular function: sequence-specific DNA binding. Gene Ontology annotation, biological process: male meiotic nuclear division; piRNA processing; negative regulation of DNA-templated transcription.
AUGCCUAACCGCAGGGCCAGUCGCAAUUCCUACUAUUUCUUCGUGCAGGAGAAGAUCCCCGAACUACGGCGGAGAGGCCUGCCCGUGGCUCACGUCGCUGACGCCAUCCCCUACUGUUCCGCUGACUGGGCGCUCCUGAGGGAGGAGGAAAAGAAGAAAUAUGCAGAAAUGGCUCGAGAGUGGAGGGCUGCCCAGGGGAAGAACUCUGGGCCUUCGGAGAAGCAGAAACCUGUUUCCACCCCACUGAGGAGGCCAGGCAUGCUUGUACCAAAGCAGAAUGUUUCACCCCUGGAUAUGUCAGGCUUGUCUCUAAAAAGUGAUCAAGCUGUCCUUGGAGGCAUUUUUUAUUUUUUGAACAUUUUUAGCCAUGGCGAGCUACCUCCUCACUGUGAACAGCGCUUCCUCCCUUGUGAAAUAGGCUGUGUUAAAUAUUCUCUCCAAGAAGGUAUUAUGGCAGAUUUCCACAGCUUUAUAAAUCCUGGUGAAAUUCCACGAGGAUUUCGGUUUCAUUGUCAGGCUGCAAGUGAUUCUAGUCACAAGAUUCCUAUUUCAAACUUUGAAUCUGGGCAUGACCAAGCAAUGGUGUUACAAAACCUUUAUAGAUUCAUUCAUCCAAAUCCAGGGAACUGGCCACCUGUCUACUGCAAGUCUGAUGAUAGAGCCAGAGUCAACUGGUGUUUGAAGCAUAUGGAGAAGUCAUCAGAAAUCAGGCAAGAUCUAGAACUUCUCACUGUAGAGGAUCUUGUAGUAGGGAUCUACCAGCAAAAAUUUCUCAAGGAGCCCUCUAAGACCUGGGUUCGGAGCUUCCUAGAUGUGGCCAUGUGGGAUUAUUCUAGCAACACAAGGUGCAAGUGGCAUGAAGAAAAUGAUAUUGUCCUCUGUGCUUUAGCUGUUUGCAAGAAAAUUGCAUACUGCAUCAGUAAUUCUCUGGCCACUCUCUUUGGAAUCCAGCUCACAGAGGCUCAUGUACCACUUCAAGAUUAUGAGGCCAGCAAUAGUGUGACACCCAAAAUGGUUGUAUUGGAUGCAGGGCGUUACCAGAAGCUAAGGGUUCAGAGUCCAGGAUUCUCUCAUUUCAGCUCUUCUAAUCAGGAACAGAGAUCAAACACACCCACUGGUGACUCCCCAUCUGGGGUGAAAACAUCUGGCCAAAACAGCAGUGUUCGGGGAAGAGGGAUUACCCGCUUACUAGAGAGCAUCUCCAAUUCCUCCAGCAAUAUCCACAAAUUCUGCAACUGUGAGACUUCACUCUCACCUUACAUGUCCCAAAAAGAUGGAUCCAAAUCUUUCUCUUCCUUAUCUUAA